Cyphellophora europaea CBS 101466 is the source of this 810-nucleotide messenger RNA. RefSeq lists its product as uncharacterized. Gene Ontology annotation, molecular function: 3'-5'-RNA exonuclease activity; nucleic acid binding. Bases 1 to 810 code for a protein of 269 amino acids. Lineage: Eukaryota; Fungi; Ascomycota; Eurotiomycetes; Chaetothyriales; Cyphellophoraceae. The record is from RefSeq and is a predicted model, not a curated record. The transcript is spliced from 2 exons. Gene Ontology annotation, cellular component: mitochondrion.
AUGUCACUUACAAGGUCCGAGGAUCCCUUGGUGUGGAUCGACUGCGAGAUGACGGGCCUUGAUCCCACAAAAGAUACCAUACUAUCAAUAGCGUGCUUCAUCACCAAUGCUUCUUUGGACCCACUUGACGAGGGCGGAUUCGAAGCUGUCAUCCAUCCUUCCGCAAGUGUUCUGGCGAGUAUGAACGAGUGGUGUAUCAAUACGCACACAGCAUCCGGGCUAGUAGAUCAGUGCAUAGCUUCGACAACGACUGCAGAGAUAGCUGCUUCGCAGCUUCUCGCCUACAUCAAAGGUUAUGUGCCUAACAAAGGCAAAGCACUCCUGGCAGGCAACUCCGUACAUGCUGACAAGAUGUUUUUGAUGCAACCGCCGUGGAAUCAGAACCUGGACUGGUUGCACUACCGCAUUCUCGACGUCAGUGCCAUCAAGGAAGGCGUGAGACGGUGGUGCCAAAACGACGUUCUACUGGGAGCGCCAAGGAAGGCACUGAAGCACACAGCUCGAGAGGACAUCCUAGAGAGCAUUGAGGAGGCCAGGUACUACCAGGGCCUUUUCGGACAAAUGCAAGAACCUGUUUCAGUUGGCAUACUGGCAGAAACCGCGACUCAGAACGAUCACGAAGUUACACCUCCCAUGACCGAUGCCUACGGCAACGGUGCGCCGGUGAAUGUACAAAGACAAGAUUCUGGGUUGAAGCGCAAGGUGGGGGAGGCCGGGCUGGAUACCAAUGGAAGAUAUCUGGCAUUUGGCCCGAGAGCAGAGACCUACGAAAGGGCUGACGCGGAAGACUUCAGAACCGACGUGCCCUAA